This is a messenger RNA of Salvelinus fontinalis (brook trout), 4808 nucleotides long. RefSeq names its product POC5 centriolar protein homolog (Chlamydomonas) (gene poc5). Gene Ontology annotation, cellular component: centrosome. The transcript has 13 exons. Lineage: Eukaryota; Metazoa; Chordata; Actinopteri; Salmoniformes; Salmonidae. The coding region runs from base 714 to 2453 and encodes 579 amino acids. The record is from RefSeq and is a predicted model, not a curated record.
CUGAUUGUUUUAAUUAAUGAAUUAACCAAGGCAAUGGUCUGCAGGCUACUAAACCAGCAGUAACCAGUACUGCUGCCACCACUGCCAUGUGCUAUCAAAGAAGAAUGGACACACACAAGGUGUUUGCCCUGCUUAAUGCCAAAUGAGAAAGGAGCAUUGACAGAUCAAUUUCAACUGGCAACGCAGCUAACGUUACAGUACAAGAUGUUUACUAGCUGGAGUUAAAUAUUACAGUAGCCUACCUCUGAUCAGUGAAUAAUACCAGCAGCUAGCAAGCUAACGCGUUAAAGCAUGGCUCCAAAUCUCACAGAUUAAUUUAGGCAGAUAAUAUGGAGUAAAAUCCAUUGUCAUCAAAUAGUCUUUCUCGAUACGGCUAGCUAGUAUUGUAAACGUAUGGCGCUACUACAACUAACUAUUUCGUUAUCUAGUUAAAUCCAAUUGUUACAACAUGACACGCAAAAGUACAUGACCAUCAUUUUAGACGACACAGAGUUCAACGUUGUUUCCGUUUACUGUUACCAGAGAAACGCGCUGCCCAAUCAAAAGUCGUUUAGUAGGGACCUUCGACUCAGUAACCAAUCUAAUCCCGCAUUGUUGUAAAAUUAGCCAGUUUGAAACACAAACCAAGCGAUUUGAAACUGUCAAGAUCAACAAGUUGAUAACACAAAACAAACGCAAGACGAAGGCAGUUCGAGAUACUCCAAAGCACCAAGAUGUCCUCAGAUGAAGGGGAUCUGAGCAGUCCAGUUCUGCCAGGGGACUCAGAUCAGGGCAGCUCUGUCUCCUCUGAGCUGCAGGAUGAAUAUGAAGAACUUCUCCGCUAUGCAGUGGUCACUCCUAAGUAUGACCCGCAGCCCGCCGCUCAACUGCAGCUUCUGAGUGCCUCACAACUGUCUGCGGAUGGACGGAGUUCCCGUGGAAAUGAUGACGCGAGGUCCCAUCGCUCAGCAGGCUCAGUUUCUGAAGCUGAAGAUGGGAGACGCUGUAGCAGGGGAGUGAGGUCAGCACGGGCCUCCCCUUUUAUAGUGGAGCCAAGGGCACACUCACACACCUUUGAGGGUAAUGAAGUGAUGGCUGGCAGGUCAUCUGUUGCCUCAGACGCUCACUCAGACAGACACUCAGACAGACUGCCGACGCCGUCUGAGAGCUCCAGACACGGCAGUCCAGACCCCCUGGUCACCGUGGUGACGGAGAUGUUUAUAUCUGAGGAGAACCUGAACAAGAUGGAGAACAUCCUGGACACCUGGAGCGACAAGCUCAAGGCCAACGUGCUGAUGGAGCUGAGGAAGUGGAAGCUGGCCUUCAUGGAGCAGCACAAGCUGGAGGUGAUGAAGGAGAGGGAGAAGCAUGCUGCCUGUAUAGCAGGCCUCACAGCAGAGAUGGACAGCCUGAAGGAACUGCUCCACACCUACGAGACCUCCAACCAGAGGAAGGACGAGGUGAUAGUGAACCUGAGCCAGGCUGUGGACAGACAGAGGGAGAGGCUGGAGCUGAUGAGGACCUUCACCCACUGGAGACUGCAGCACAGCGAAGCCAGGGAGCAGGCCCACAGUGCCCGGCUGGCAGAGCAGCACUACCGUCUGCAGCUGAAGAGGAAGGUGUGGGCAGGCUGGCACAACCUGGUCCAGGGGAGCUGGAAGGAGAAGGUGGAGAAGGCGUGCCGCGCCCGGGCAGAGGAGGUCUGUGUGCGCCUGUCAGCUGACUAUGAGGACAAGAUGGCAGAGCACGUGGCAGCGCUGGAUGCUGCCCAGGCUGAGAUCCAGAGGCUGCACUCCGAGAGGGAGCGUUAUGAGGAGUCCAUGAAGAAGGCCUUUAUGAGGGGCGUGUGUGCCCUCAACAUGGAGGCUCUCAGCAUGUUCCACACUGGAGAGGGACGAGCGGAGCACGACCUGCACGAUGCUCCGCCCCCUCGGGAUGAUCCUGGCACCGGCUCAUUGGCCCAUCUCCAGCAAAGGCCUGCCUCCUCCACUCGGUUCAGCCCGGUCCACUUUGACCCCCCUGUACCACCGUCCCAGAGUGACGCAGAGGAGACAGUGGGUUCCAAUGUCCCAGCCUCUAGAGUUGAGUUGUUCCCCUCAACCACGGUGGUCCACAGCACCCUACCACCAGGGGGCACUGCAAGCUCCCACAGACAGGUCAGUACACGGGUGAUCACAUCGGGUCAACAGAAAGCCUCCAAAACCGUGACCGCUCGCAUCACGGCACGCGCCGACCUCCGCGCUCCCAGCUCCGUCCGUGCUUCCAGCAACCUCCAGGUCAUGGGUGUGGCUCCUCCCAUGAGCUCUGUCAUCGUGGAGCGCCAUCACCCCGUCACACAGCUCACGGUGGGUCAGGCCACCGCAGCUAAGUUCCCCCGCUCCUCCUCUCAGCAGGGCCAGGGCCCCUACAGCAGCAAGAGUUCCUCCAGAACACACUCAGCCUACCACGUACACUCUAUCAAAGUGGUUGAGUAAACACACACACACACACAACAAUAUCACCUAUGGUUCACAUAGGAAAAUUCCACUACCUUAUAUGCAAAUACAAGUAGUCUUCCCGUACAUGACUUGGUCAAGGUGAUACAGGUGCAGAAUUGAAUAUUCCCAAAUAUUCUACACAUACACACACACACACACACACACACACGUUCACUACUAUGAAAGAACUAUGAAGGACCUGAACCAUUUCUGUGAGAACUAAGUUUAGGAUUAAAGAAAAUAACUUUUCAAAUGCAAUCAAUAAACCUGAUAACACUCUGGAAUGGAAGGUAGAAUGGUGACUGCUGGAAACGCCUUGUCUUUUCAGAGCAUUUGGAUAAUAACUUUUUCACUAGUUUUACUUCUUAUUGUGAAUGACUGAACUGUUUUUGUAUUUUCUUCAGUUUUUUUAUUUGUUGUUUUUAAAUGAUGGAAAGUCAGUCUCUUGACUGUUGUGUGAAAACGCAUAUUUGAAACAAUAUUGCGUUGAUGAUGUGUUGAGAACACUUGUGGUCAAGUUUUCAGGACUGUAUCAAGGCCAUAUGUUCAUGUUUUGAUCAAAAUCUGCACUAUAAACUUUUACAGUAAAUUGCUUGAACAUGAAUAAAACACGAAUUGCAAAUAUUCUUAGAAUAAUAAACCAUUCACUAAUUAAUGUACAGUUGAAGUCGGAAGUUUACAUAAACUGAGUUCAAAUGUAUUUGGCUGAGGUGUUUCACAAAUCCUGACAUUUAACCUUAGUAAAAAUUCCCUGUCUUAGGUCAGUUAAGAUCACCACUUUUGUAAGAAUGUGAAAUGUCAGAAUAAUAGAAUGAUUUAUUUCAGCUUUUAUUUCUUUCAUCACAUUCCCAGUAGGUCAGAAGUUUACAUACACUCAAUUAGUAUUUGGUAGCAUUGCCUUUAAAUUGUUUAACUUGGGUCAAACAUUUCAGGUAGCCUUCCACAUGCGUACCACUGUGAAUUUUGGCCCAUUUCUCCUGACAGAGCUGGUGUAACAGUCAGGACUGUAGGCCUCCUUGCUCGCCUACACUUUUUCAGUUCUGCCCACAAAUGCGCUAUAGGAUUGAGGUCAGGGCUUUGUGAUGGCCACUCCAAUACCUUGACUUUGUUGUCCUUAAGCCAUUUUUGCCACAACUUUGGAAGUAUGCUUGGGAUCAUUGUCCAUUUGGAAUACCCAUUUGCGACCAAGCUUUAACUUCCUGACUGAUGUCUUGAGAUGUUGCUUUAAUAUAGCCACAAUUUUCCUACCUCAUGAUGCCAUCUAUUUUGUGAAGUGCACCAGUCCCUCCUGCAGCAAAGUACCCUCACAACAUGAUGCUGCCACCCCUGUGCUUCACGGUUGGGAUGGUGUUCUUCAGCUUGCAAGCCUCGCCCUUUUUCCUCCAAACAUAAUGAUGGUCAUUAUGGCCAAACAGUUCUAUUUUUGUUUCAUCAGACCAGAGGACAUUUCUCCAAAAAGUACGAUCUUUGUUCCCAUGUGCGAUUGCAAACCAUAGUCUGGCUUUUUUAUGGAGGUUUUGGAGCAGUGGCUUCUUUCUUGCUGAGCGGAAUUUCAGGUUAUGUCGAUAUAGGACUCGUUUUACUGUGGAUAUAGAUACUUCUGUACCUGUUUCCUCCAGCAUCUUCACAAAGUCCUUUGCUGUUCUGGGAUUGAUUUGCACUUUUCGCACCAAAGUAACCUCAUUUCUAGGAGACAGAACACAUCUCCUUCCUGAACGGUAUGACGGCUGCGUGGUCCCAUGGUGUUUAUACUUGCGUACUAUUGUUUGUACAGAUGAACGUGGUACCUUCAGGUGUUUGGAAAUUGCUCCCAAGGAUGAACCAGACUUGUGGAGGUCUAUAAUUCUUUUCUGAGGUCUUAGCUGAUUUCUUUUGAUUUUCCCAUGAUGUCAAGCAAAGAGGCACUGAGUUUGAAGGUAGGCCUUGAAAUACAUCCACAGGUACACCUCCAAUUGACUCAAAUUAUGUCAAUUAGCCUAUCAGAAGCUUCUAAAGCCAUGACAUCGUUUUCUGGAAUUUUUCAAGCUGUUUAAAGGCAUAGUCAACUUAGUGUAUGUAAACUUCUGACCCACUGGAAUUGUGAUACAGUGAAAUAAUCUGACUGUAAACAAUUGUUGGAAAAAUUACUUCUGGAAUGCACAAAGUAGAUGUCCUAACUGACUUGCCAAAACUAUAGUUUGUUAACAAGAAAUUUGUAGAGUGGUUAAAAAACGAGUUUUAAUGACUCCAACCUAAGCGUAUGUAAACUUCUGACUUCCAACGGUACAUGGAAAUGUGUACUACUGUAGAUCCAUUGAAAAAGAACCACACAAAUGCUCUCAUUUGGGAAAAUAUAGAAUCUGGUUGUCUGAA